CAUCCCACGGAUACCAGCCUUCGACAGUGCACCGGGACUCGCAGCGCUCCCUGCUGCCUCAACAACCUAACCAGGGCUCGCUUGGACCGGGGCUGGAGCUCCACCGAACCUCCGCUAAACCCACAGCACAGCCCUCGACCGUGCCAUUUCACCAGAAAUCACUCAUAACCACACUCAAACAGCACUUAGAGGCGAUCUCUCCGUCCGUAAAUAGUUAUAUAUAUUGACGACAUCCUUGAUUAUAACUUUUAAAGAAAUUGAGUGGAUCUUUGAGCGAAGAUAUCUGUCAGCCUAUAGCAAAACAACCUGGAAAACUUCUCGUUUCUUUUUGUGACUUUUUUUUAUGGGGGAAAAAAUCUGAAACACUUAUUUAAACAAUCAUCUGCAGUUGAGGGAACACAUACUUUUGCCUGGAUUUUAGGUUCUGAAGUUUCUUCGUGAUGACUCCGGUCUGCUUCCUGCGUUCGCUUCUCGUCCUGAUCUUGGCUCUGUUGUCGGCCAAUGCUAGUAACUGGCUGUAUCUGGCCAAACUGUCGUCCAUCGCCAGUAUUCAGGACGAGGAAACGUGCGAGAAGUUGAAAGGUUUGAUAAACCGACAGAUCCAGAUCUGCAAGCGGAAUGUGGAGGUGAUGGAUUCGGUGCGGAGAGGAGCCGAGCUGGCGAUCGAAGAGUGUCAGCACCAGUUCAGGAACCGCCGCUGGAACUGCUCCACUGUCGAUACGCUGCCUGUAUUCGGCAAAGUGGUCACACAAGGAACAAGAGAAGCAGCCUUUGUGUAUGCAAUCUCAUCUGCUGGAGUGGCCUUUGCAGUUACUCGUGCCUGUAGCAGUGGGGAGUUGGAAAAGUGUGGUUGUGAUCGCACAGUCCAUGGAGUGAGCCCUGAUGGUUUCCAAUGGUCAGGUUGUUCAGAUAACAUCGCCUAUGGUGUUGCCUUUUCCCAGUCGUUUGUGGAUGUAAGGGAAAGAAGCAAAGGUGCUUCUUCAAGCAGGCCACUAAUGAAUCUGCACAACAACGAGGCAGGAAGGAAGGCCAUUUUGAACAACAUGAGGGUGGAAUGUAAAUGUCAUGGAGUUUCUGGAUCAUGUGAAGUGAAGACUUGCUGGAAAGCCAUGCCUCCAUUCAGGAAAGUGGGCAAUGUGCUGAAGGAGAAAUUUGAUGGAGCCACAGAAGUUGAGCAGAGGAAAAUUGGUUCCACAAAAGUCUUAGUGCCCAAGAAUUCUCAGUUUAAGCCACACACUGAUGAGGACCUUGUGUAUCUUGACUCAAGCCCAGAUUUCUGCGACCACGACAUUAAGAACGGGGUCCUUGGAACCUCUGGGCGUCAGUGCAAUAAGACGUCCAAGGCAAUUGACGGUUGCGAGCUCAUGUGUUGUGGUCGUAGCUUCAAUACAGAGGAGGUGGAGAUCGUGGAAAGAUGCAGUUGUAAAUUCCACUGGUGCUGUUUUGUCAAGUGCAAGCAGUGCCGCAAAGUGGUGGAGAUGCACACGUGUCGGUGA
This is a messenger RNA of Pristis pectinata (smalltooth sawfish), 1496 nucleotides long. It is a transcript of the gene wnt4, whose product is annotated as wingless-type MMTV integration site family, member 4. NCBI's taxonomy places the organism in Eukaryota, Metazoa, Chordata, Chondrichthyes, Rhinopristiformes, Pristidae. The coding region runs from base 441 to 1496 and encodes 351 amino acids. Gene Ontology annotation, cellular component: extracellular region. The transcript is spliced from 5 exons. Gene Ontology annotation, molecular function: cytokine activity; frizzled binding. Gene Ontology annotation, biological process: cell fate commitment; canonical Wnt signaling pathway; neuron differentiation. The record is from RefSeq and is a predicted model, not a curated record.